GAGCCAAUUUAUUGGAUUGCCGGAAUUGACCACGCCGGAAUUUCCACUCAGAGCAAGAUUGAAAAAUUGUCACUUCCCGAACUUGACAGCGAUGAAAAGAAAAGGAAUUAUACUUUACAAACUUG
Messenger RNA from Entrophospora sp. SA101, 125 nucleotides. NCBI's taxonomy places the organism in Eukaryota, Fungi, Glomeromycota, Glomeromycetes, Entrophosporales, Entrophosporaceae. The record is from the annotation of a GenBank genome assembly.